CGACGACUGAAUCUUGUCUUCCUCGUCUGAUUAUCAGUGAUUCUUCCUUGUUCGUCCUCCGAUUUGGUAUAAGGUGAGUUCGAAAUCCUCUACUCUCUCUGUUUAAGUGUCGAUUUCGAUUUGGGAUUUAGGGUUUCAGUCUUUGGGUGUGGGGCUUUUACGAAUCGAUGUUAUUGCUCAAUUUAUCAUUUCCGGUUGUGUCUGUCUAGAUGUCGGAAACUGAAGACAACAACGAAGCUUUUUUGAGUGAGGAAGCUGAUGGUACUACAGAAUCUUCUGCGGGAAGGAGAAGAAGACCCACGACAGAGCGAUCAAGCAAUGAUGUUCCAAAGCCGAAGAAAGCAAAGAAAAAGCAAGCGCAUAGAGCUGAAGUUUGGCAGCAUUAUAUUGAAAAGGAAGAUCUUGUAGGUGUAGCUAGGUGUCGGUAUUGUUGCCAACAGAUUGGCUGUGAUACUAAGUUACAUGGGACAAGUUCCAUGAAGAGUCAUCUGCUAAGAUGCAAGUUUUUCAAGGCACAUCAAGAUCUUGGUACUCAGAAGGUGUUGGCUGGUGAUAUGAGGGGUGCAAUCACUACAGUUCCUUAUGAUAAAGCACUUUUUAGGAGGUCAGUGAAUGAGUUGCUUGUUUUGUGUGAGUUACCAUUUGCAUUUGUGGAGUCUGAAGGAUUUAGGAGAUUCUGUGCAAAUAUGCUUCCAUUGUACACGGUUCACUGUAGGAGGACAGCAACUGAAGACGUCUUUAAGAUCUACAUGGUGAUCACUGCUCAUUGGAUUGAUAGGGGCUGGGAUUUGCAGAAAAGGAUUAUCUGGUUCAAGCCUGUGACAGAUCAUAAAGGAGACACCAUUGCUGAUCAUCUUAGAGCAUGUCUAGAGGAAUGGGGAAUUAAAAAGGUAUUCACUAUCACAGUAGAUAAUGCUAAAGGGAAUGACAAAGCAAUUAGGUUGUUCACAGAUGCUUGUAGGUCGAUGGGGCCUAAUGCAUUAGUUAGAGACGGUUCAUUAAUCCAUAUGCGUUGCUGUGCACAUAUACUGAACUUGAUAGUCAGAGAUGGUCUAGCAAAGGUAAAUGAAAGCAUUGUAGCCAUUAGGAAUGAAAUUAGGUAUGUAAGAUCAUCAGGUGAUAGGUUGAAAUCAUUUAAGUUGAGGGUUGAGACAGGUAAGUGUGGUAGAGGAAGCUUGUCUUUAGACUGUGUGACAAGGUGGAACAGCACAUAUCUCAUGCUAACAAAUGCUUUGAAAUUUAGAGUUGCAUUUGAGAAGUUACUCGCAGAAGACAAGCUCUAUAAUGACUACUUCCAGGAAUCAGAAGAAGAGAAUGGAGAGAGUGGACCAGAGGGUGCAAAGAAGAGGGUUGGACCUCCUACUUCAAAAGGUUGGGAUGAUGUGCAAAGGUUAGUGAAGUUCUUAAAGAUCUUUUUCAACUGCACCUUGGCUUUUUCAGCCACUAAGACAGUUACUUCUACAAUCUGUUACCAUGAGAUAGUGCUAUUUGAAAGAAGUUUGACAAUCUGUUACAGAUUUUAGUGCUAAGCUGUGUGCGAUUGCUAAUGAAGCACAUGUGAUUGG
Messenger RNA from Arabidopsis arenosa, 1565 nucleotides. NCBI's taxonomy places the organism in Eukaryota, Viridiplantae, Streptophyta, Magnoliopsida, Brassicales, Brassicaceae. The record is from the annotation of a GenBank genome assembly.